Molecule: messenger RNA, 1638 nt
Organism: Nematolebias whitei (Rio pearlfish)
Lineage: Eukaryota; Metazoa; Chordata; Actinopteri; Cyprinodontiformes; Rivulidae
Gene: grk7b
Product: G protein-coupled receptor kinase 7b
Exons: 4
Coding region: 1-1638 (545 amino acids)
Biological process (GO): signal transduction; regulation of signal transduction; protein phosphorylation
Cellular component (GO): cytoplasm
Molecular function (GO): ATP binding; rhodopsin kinase activity
Source: RefSeq, a predicted model, not a curated record
AUGGGUGACCUGCUGGGACUGGACGGUUUGGUGGCCAACACAGCCUACCUGAGAGCUCAGCAGUGUGAUUCCUCUGAGCUGAGAACAUGGAGAGUAGCCUUGACGCUGCCUAAACCCAAGAAGUGCUCUGCUUCUCAGGAGGUGGUGAAGACGUACGAGUCACUCUGCGAGCAACAACCCAUUGGAAAGAAGUUGUUCCGGCAGUUUCUGCUGACGUCCAAUCCGCCAUGCGUGGCUGCUGCUGAGUUCCUGGAAGAGCUGAGUGACUGGAGCUUUGCUGAGGAUAGCACCAAGGAGAAGGUCAAACAGAGAAUACUGUUAAAGUUCUGUCAUCCUCAGUCUGAGACUUUCCUUUCCUACCUGACAGGAGAGAACGUCAAAAUGUGCAAGGCUUUAUCGGACAAAAACUUUGACGAAGCAGCCCUGGACCAGAUCAGAGAGGCAACAAGGGACUUCUUGAGGGGCAAGCCUUUCAUGGGAUACCUGAAGAGCCCUUUCUUUUACAGGUUUCUGCAGUGGAAGGAGUGUGAGAAGCAGAAAAUCACUGACAAAUAUUUUUAUGAGUUCAGGACUUUGGGAAGAGGUGGCUUUGGGGAGGUGUGUGCGGUGCAGGUGAAACACACAGGCUACAUGUACGCUUGCAAGAAGCUUGAAAAGAAGUGUCUAAAGAAGAAAAGUGGCGAGAAACUGGCUCUUCUGGAGAAGCACAUCCUGGAAAAGGUCAACAGCCUCUUCAUAGUAAACCUGGCCUACGCCUAUGAAAGCAAAACCCACCUGUGCCUGGUCAUGGACUUAAUGUCCGGAGGGGACCUCAAGUUUCAUAUCUACGAGUUAGGGGAGAGAGGUAUCCACAUGGAGCGUGUGGUUUAUUACGCAGCACAAAUAGUCACUGGCCUCUUCCACCUGCACUCUAUGGACAUUGUGUACCGUGAUAUGAAGCCUGAGAAUGUCCUGUUGGAUGGUAAAGGCCAGUGUCGACUGUCAGACCUCGGACUGGCUGUGGAGCUGCCAAAUGGAAAAAUGAUCUGCCAAAGGGCUGGUACAACGGGCUACAUGGCUCCUGAGCUCCUGAAGCAGGAGUACUACCGCACCUCUGUGGACUGGUGGGCUCUCGGCUGCAGCAUUUAUGAGAUGGUGGCUGCUCGGUUGCCUUUUAAAUAUUUCAGAGAGAAGGUGCAGAACACUGAGGUGACCCGUCGUACUCUAGAGGAUGCGUGCAAGUUUGAAGACCAACGCUUCAGUGGGCCGGCAAAGGAUAUUAUCAUCCACUUUCUAAAAAAGAAACCUGUUUAUCGCCUCGGAUGUCGUAAGGGCGAUGACCCACGAAACCACGCUUUUUUCAAGAAUAUCAAUUUCCAUCGACUGGAGGCGGGACUGGUGGAGCCGCCCUGGGUGCCAAAGCCAAAUGUGGUUUACGUCAAGGAUGUCGACGAAGUACAGGACAACUCCGAGGUCAAGGAUGUCAGACUUGAGCCUAAGGAUGAAAAAUUCUUCAAGGAGUUCAGCACAGGAGCAGUCUCGUUCCAGUGGCAGAAGGAAAUCAUCGAGAGCGGAGUGUUUGACGAACUGAACGACGCUGAGCUGAACGGACAUGAUCAUGUGACUAUGUGGAGAUCCAGGGUGUGCAUUAUUCUGUAG